Molecule: messenger RNA, 338 nt
Organism: Drosophila takahashii
Lineage: Eukaryota; Metazoa; Arthropoda; Insecta; Diptera; Drosophilidae
Product: small ubiquitin-related modifier
Source: RefSeq, a predicted model, not a curated record
CUCACAAUGGCCAAUCAGAGCAAAUCCCUGUGGCUGCGUAGCUCUAAUGGCCAAAAACUGCAGUGCCAGGUGAACACGGAUCAACCCUUGGUCGCAUUUCUCAAGAAUAAAUAUGCCCUUGCAAUGGGAACGUCCCCUGAAUCCCUGAUUAUGGUCUUCGAUGGGGAGAAAAUCCAGGAGCAGGACACCUUUGACUCCUUGGCCUUGGACGAUGAUGAUAUCAUUGACGUUUAUGAAGCCAAUUAGUGGCCUAAAAACCAUGAAAAUAUGAUUUGUCGUUGAUGUUUCAUGUUCAUUGCAGGGCAGAGUCAAUGAACUUUGUGGGGGUUGCACUUGCC